UGGAUCGUCGAGACCAGCAACAUCACAUGCAGUAAUUUUCUCCGAUGCUUACGUGCGAUGUCAGUUUGGACGUUCAAUUGUAAUUUUUCACAAAAUUAUAAGAAUUGAGGAUCCAUCGAGAUGGCGAAUCCUUUAACCAACGUUCCUGUAUCUGAGAUUCUUAAGAAUAAAAGCACAUUUGAGGAUGAACCUAGGAAAAAGAGUAGAGAGGAUUGGCGAAAAGCUAAGGAAUUGGAAGAAGCACGGAAAGCCGGUACCGCUCCAGCAGCUGUAGACGAGGAAGGGAAGGAUAUCAAUCCGCAUAUACCGCAGUACAUCAGUGCAACCCCAUGGUACUUUGGGGCACAGGGCCCUACGUUAAAGCAUCAGAGGCCGCAACCGGAAAAGCAGAAAAAGUUUAGUGACUUAAAUGAAUGGUACAAGCGUGGUGUAGACACAACUCAUGUAGCAAUAAAAUAUCGCAAGGGAGCUUGCGAAAAUUGUGGGGCCAUGACUCAUAAGAAAAAGGAUUGUAUGGAGAGGCCACGUAAAGUUGGAGCAAAAUACACAAAUUCCAACAUAGCACCCGACGAGUACGUGCAGCCUGAAUUAUCCGUGGACUAUGAUGGCAAAAGAGACAGAUGGGCUGGGUAUGAUCCAGCGGAACACAGAGCAAUCGUCGAGGAGUAUCAGAAAAUUGAGGAGGCUAAACGCCAAAUGAGAGCAGAUAAACUUAAUGCUGAAGAAAACGACGAGCAAGAUUCUGAUAAAGAUGAAGACAAGUACGUCGAUGAGGUUGACAUGCCAGGAACAAAAGUCGAUUCCAAACAACGAAUCACUGUCAGGAAUUUGCGGAUUAGAGAAGACACAGCUAAAUAUUUACGCAACUUGGAUCCAAAUUCAGCUUAUUAUGAUCCGAAGACGAGGUCCAUGAGAGAUAACCCUUACGCAGGAACAGAACGAGAGGUAGACUAUAAAGGAGAAAAUUUUGUUCGGUUUUCGGGUGAUACUCAACAACAUGCAACGGCACAAUUGUUUGCUUGGGAAGCUCAUGAAAAGGGAGUAGAUGUUCACUUACUUGCAGAACCAACCAAACUCGAGUUAUUAAAACAAGAGUAUGAUAAGAAACGAGAUGAAUUGAAGGAGAAAGCACGUGAUAGUGUAAUUAAUCGAUACGGUGGAGAAAAGCACCUCGACGCACCUCCAACUUCUCUAUUAUUAGCUCAAACUGAACAAUAUGUGGAAUAUUCCAGAUAUGGCAAGAUUAUUAAAGGACAAGACCGACAAAUCAUUCGAUCCAAGUAUGAGGAAGAUGUUUACCCAAAUAAUCAUACAUCGGUUUGGGGUUCCUACUGGCAGAACGGCCAAUGGGGCUACAAAUGUUGUCAUUCUUUCAUAAAAAAUUCAUACUGUACUGGAGAAGCAGGAAAAUUGCGCCCUCCGGACGAUCUCCAAAAGAAUCAGGGAGCAACAGCUAGUCAAUCUGGAGAACAAUGUCUUUUAGAAACAAAUAUCCCGUCCACGCGAUCAUCAUCGAGCGAUGAAUCUUCUCAUGAUUCUUCUUCGGAAUGUGAAGAUAUAAAAUCCAAAUCGCGUAAAGAGAAGAAAAGAGAAAAGAAACGAAAACAAAAGGAGAGAUUGAGAAACAAGAAAAAAGUUGAGAAAUCACAAAAUGCAAAGCUGAAAAUUGCUCUCGAAGAAGAAGAGAAGAGACAGAAGGAAGGACAACGGUUAUUGCAGAUGAAUGAAAGAAAGCGACCAUAUAAUAGUAUGUAUGAAACAAAGGAAUUGACAGCUGAAGAGAUUGAAGCAUAUCAGAUGAAGCGUAAACGAGACGAAGACCCUAUGGCUCACUUCCUUAAGGAUUGAAAGUAAAGAUACUUAAAUUACACUUUAUCGUAUAAGGAUGUGGAAAAAUCAGGGGAUAGUUCUUUUACCAAAAAGUGAUGCGUUGAGAAUUUUCCUUUUGCAGAAACUUGACUUUUAUAUGGUAUUACGUAAGGUAGAAGUUGAAAAACGGUUGGCGAACAAAAAUCUGUACAUAAUUAACAAUAUGUACUGUACAUAUAAUAAUGUGUAUAAUGUAUUUAGGCAUAACAAAUAGUUUCAAAUAGUAAGUUAUCUAUGGAGUCGAA
Messenger RNA from Orussus abietinus, 2114 nucleotides. RefSeq names its product pre-mRNA-splicing factor SLU7 (gene Slu7). NCBI's taxonomy places the organism in Eukaryota, Metazoa, Arthropoda, Insecta, Hymenoptera, Orussidae. The transcript has 6 exons. Gene Ontology annotation, cellular component: spliceosomal complex. Bases 121 to 1848 code for a protein of 575 amino acids. Gene Ontology annotation, molecular function: pre-mRNA 3'-splice site binding. The record is from RefSeq and is a predicted model, not a curated record. Gene Ontology annotation, biological process: mRNA splicing, via spliceosome.